AUGGAUGAUACGUACGGACAAGUGAUAGCUGGUGGCCAUUGCGAAGCAAAUCGAUUGAAUCGAUUGAAUAAUCCAACCGAUGUGUUGAUCGAUAAAGAGACGGAUAGUCUCAUUAUUUGUGAUCAAGACAAUCGACGAGUCGUACGAUGGUCUCGUCGUAGUGGUACAACUCAAGGAGAAAUCCUCGUCGACAACAUCGAUUGUUGGGGAUUGGCCAUGAAUGAUCAGAGAUAUCUCUACAUCUCUGACUACCUGAAACAUGAAGUAAGACGAUAUCAAAUUGGAGACAAGAAUGGAACUCUUGUGGCUGGUGGCAAUGACAAAGGUGCUGGUCUUGAUCAACUCAACGAGCCGGGAUACAUCUUUGUCGAUCAAAAACAGGCUGUCUACGUGUCAGAUUGGGGCAAUAAUCGUGUCAUGAAAUGGAAUAAUGGUGCAAAAGAAGGAAUUGUCGUCGCUGGAGGUCAAGGCGAAGAGAAUGCUGUGACACAAUUGUCGCAACCUAACGGACUGUUCGUCGAUACAUCGGGUACCAUCUAUGUGGCAGAUGCGGAGAAUCAACGAGUGAUACGUUGGCCUCAAGGAAAGAAACAGGGCACUGUCAUUGUGGGUGGAAAUGGUGAAGGAGCAGGAGCAAAUCAGUUCAAAUACCCCUGUGGUUUGUCCUUCGAUCGACAUGGCAAUCUCUAUGUCGUCGAUAAGGGGAAUUAUCGUGUUCAACGAUUUUCAAUCGAAGAGACUCAAAAUUACGAUUAA
This is a messenger RNA of Rotaria sordida, 756 nucleotides long. The record is from the annotation of a GenBank genome assembly. Lineage: Eukaryota; Metazoa; Rotifera; Eurotatoria; Philodinida; Philodinidae.